Geodia barretti is the source of this 227-nucleotide messenger RNA. Lineage: Eukaryota; Metazoa; Porifera; Demospongiae; Tetractinellida; Geodiidae. The record is from the annotation of a GenBank genome assembly.
UCAAGCACAUCGAACCUCAUCGAACCUCCUCAGAAUGAAUGAUAUUAGAGAGAGCGAGGGGUGUAGAGUUUUGUCACAGAAGUUUGCGGUGGUUCAAGCACAUUGAACCUCAUCGAACCUCCUCAAAAAGCAUGCUAUUAGAGAGAGCGAGGUGUGUAGAGUUUUGUCACAUAAGUUCGGGGUGGUUCUCUCUGUACUUCAGUACAGGUGUGCUCCAUGACUGCCUA